This is a messenger RNA of Colletotrichum chrysophilum, 1512 nucleotides long. RefSeq lists its product as uncharacterized. Lineage: Eukaryota; Fungi; Ascomycota; Sordariomycetes; Glomerellales; Glomerellaceae. The record is from RefSeq and is a predicted model, not a curated record. The transcript has 7 exons. Bases 1 to 1512 code for a protein of 503 amino acids. Gene Ontology annotation, molecular function: N,N-dimethylaniline monooxygenase activity; flavin adenine dinucleotide binding; NADP binding.
AUGGACAGAGCCAACAGAGUUGCCGUGAUUGGCAUAGGAUCAUUGGGCCUCGUCGCCUUGAAGAACUGUCUAGAAGAGGGCUUCGAGGCGAUCGGCUUUGAGAGGAGCUCAUACGUUGGUGGCCUCUGGAAGUACACCCCAGAUGAAAACAAGACUUCUGUGCUUCCAACCACUAUCGUCAACAUUUCUAAAGAGAGGAAGUACCAAGUCAAUGCUCGGCGAAGCAAGUUGAAGAUUACCUCGAAAGCUACGCAGAUCACUUUAAGCUACGUCCUUUCAUACGUCUCAAUACGCAAGUGGGACAAAUGGGUCAUUGAGAUCGAUGGCUCCCCCACCGAAAUCUUUGACAGGGUCAUUAUCGCAACAGGCAUGAACCAGACGCCCAACUACCCUGAAAUUAAGGGUAUCCAAUCUUUCCCCGGCCGACAGGUGCACUCGAAAUCGUUCAAAAGACCAGAAGAGUUCAAGGGGAAACGUGUACUCGUUGUUGGUUUUGGGAACAGCGGCGCUGAUACGGCGGUAUCCCUCAUCGGACACGCGAAGAAUAUUUAUAUCUCACAUAGAGAAGGCGCUUAUGUUAUUCCUCGCGUCAACAAGGGGAGACCUAUUGACCACACAAUCAACGUCCGCUUCACGAAAGUUCAGGCGUUCUUGGAAUACUUCUUUCCCAAGGCGAGCGAGAGCCUUUUCAACAGGGUGGUGAAGGGGCUGCAAGACAAUAACUUCAAAAUUCGACCGCAGUGGAACCUCUCUCCAGCCCCGUCUUUGAAAAUAACCAGUCCGGUGGUGUCAGACGAGAUCAUUCCCGCGCUGGAACGUGGAGACGUGGAGUCUGUAGCUGGCAUUGGUAAAGUUACCGGCGACGAGGUUGAGCUCACUGACGGCAGACUUCUUCAAGUGGAUGCCAUCGUCUAUUGCACUGGAUAUAAGGCUGACUUCAGCAUCCUCGACCCGAAGGAUGACCCAGCGAAUAUGCCAAACCCAGAAUGGGUUGCUGCGAAGGGAGCAAGAGGCAAACCACUUCCAAGACUCUACAAGAAUGUUCUCUCUGAGAAGCAUCCGGAUUCUCUUGCCUUUAUGGGCUGCGUAGCUUUUGCAACUGGUGCAUUUCAGCUUUAUGACCUGGCAGCCAUGGCAAUUGUUCAGAUUUGGAAAGGAAGUUCACCGUUGCCCUCCACGGAGGGAAUCGCACGUUCUAUUGACGGGCAGCAUGCAUGGACAGUAGCGCUGGCCAAGGAGAGAAAUGUCAUGCCUGCAGUGGUGAACGGGAUUGAGUGGACAGCUUGGGCUGAUCGUACUGCUGGAACCGGUGUGGAUGAAUACUUGGGCUGGGGCUGGAAGGGGUGGAAGUUCUGGCUCCAAGAGCCUAGAUUUUGUAGUAUGCUGAUGGGAGGCAUCUACAGUCCACACAUGUAUCGCUACUUUGACGGAAAACGGAAGAAAUGGGAUGGAGCUAGAGAAGAGAUUGAGAGGCUGAACAUCAAAAGAUUGGACAAGCCGAAGGAUCUGUAG